Molecule: messenger RNA, 1533 nt
Organism: Penicillium nucicola
Lineage: Eukaryota; Fungi; Ascomycota; Eurotiomycetes; Eurotiales; Aspergillaceae
Product: Zn(II)2Cys6 transcription factor domain-containing protein
Exons: 3
Coding region: 1-1533 (510 amino acids)
Biological process (GO): regulation of DNA-templated transcription
Molecular function (GO): zinc ion binding; DNA-binding transcription factor activity, RNA polymerase II-specific
Source: RefSeq, a predicted model, not a curated record
AUGGUUGGCGUUCCGCAUUCAAACGGCUGUGCUCUGUGUCGCGAGCGACGUAUUAAGUGUGAUGAGGGUGUUCCGGGGUGCAGCAAUUGUCAGCGUUACGGCAAACCCUGCCCCGGUUAUCGGCGCGCCUUUCGGUUCCAAGAUGAGGGGCCUAAUCUUGCCCGAAGACAUCAGUCGGGCUCACGACGAAGAGGAAGACCACCCAAGCAGCCUGCCACUCGAAUCGAGGAGAGGGACCAAGCAACAGCUGACAUAGUGCGUGGCAAUGCUGUUGCACUAAUGCGACAGCAUUCGGCCGGUGGUUUUGACGAACAACUCUCUUUUUCGCUAGUUCGGCAACAGUUCCGCGGCGCUCAGCCUCAAUUAUUUCUGAGCUUCAUUUCACAUUCAUUUCCCACGCUUUACUAUCACAACCGCUUCAGAUCUGGAGAUGGACUCGGCUUUGCGGAACAUGUAGUGCUCAACUAUGGCACCGAUGCAUACCUCGACAACUCCAUCUGUUGUUUGAGCUCGAUUUAUCUUUCUCGAUUGACCAAUGACCAGACCCUUCUCAAAACCAGUCGACAGCUGUACUCCAACUCACUCAAAUCAGUCAUCAAAGCUCUCUCCAAGCCGGAGCAUGUGAUGUCCGAUAACAUGCUUUGCACUACCAUCAUUCUGAGCGUUUUUGAAAUGUACGCUCAAACCACACCAGACGCAUGGGUGGUGCACAGUGAUGCUGUAAGGCAGCUCAUGAUCAAAAGGACUGCGGCCGCUUUCGAGUCUGGUUUUGGACGUUUCUGCUUCAUCGCAUUUAGAGGCUUCCUCAUCCUCUUAGCUCUCUAUGAAGGAAAGCCAUGUUUUCUGGAUGAAGAGGAAUGGCAAAACUAUACGAUCAAGAUGAUGACCGAGGAUCGUACCAAGCCUGGGGAAUGGAGUGCAUAUACCGACCUUGUUGAUCUGGUUCACAUGGAGACCGCCAAGUGUCCGCGAUAUAUCAGUGAGACUCGAGAUAUUCUCGCGGGAAGCGAUCUAGACCAUGCCACAGUGCAUGGUCUAAUUAGCCGUAUACAGCAUACGUCCCAGCAACUUGAAUCUCUAAUAUCCGACCUCAAGUCUUGUAUCAGCGCACACAAUGAGCGCCAACAAGGAAUCAUUCAAGGUCCUAACAAACCCUUCAUCGGACCUGUCCCAGAGGUCUUUCCCGACACUGGACCAUCACUCCUUCUUACCGGAGCAAAGAACAUGCUGCAAACGAUCCAAGGAUUGGCCAAUCGGCUCGAGGAUAGACUUCGGGUCCAUGUGAUUGAAGAAACACUUUCCCCCGAGUCCGUCAAUUCCCCACCCAGCGAGGGCAGCACAUACUCCACCUCACCUUCUACUGCCAGCUCUCAAAGCUUCUCUCUUCCCUUUCGCAUUCAUUCGGAGCUUGGAAAUGGUCCCAAGCCCGGCGGCCAUGACCCUCGUGGAACCAUGUUCCUGGAUCGUGUGGCCUCGUCGAUGGGUGUACUGGGUGCGAGGGUUGUUUUUGACGAGAAAGAUCAAUCUGAAUAA